AUGCAGGUGGAGGAAGACCCGAGCAGCCAAUUUGUCGACUUUACAAACGCAACAGACCUGGAGCAGUUCAUCUCGGAUAUAGAACAGGCUCUGAUAGGUUGGCAUCUGGACAAUAAGGGCCAUGCAUCGCUCGAGACGCUGAAUGCCAUUCCUGCAAAACGGCUACCACCUCAAAAGCAACGCCAAGCUGCAGCUUUAGACGCCGCUGUGUGGGUGAAGAAGCUGCAACUUCAAUUUCCAGGAACCAAGAUGCGUAACGGCUAUACAUUGGCAUUGUUUGUAGCCAGACACCACGACACACGGCAGAAUGAGGAACCUAAUGCUCCCGUUAGAAACGCUACUUGGAACUUCAAGAAAUGGCAAAAAGGGCUUGAGCAUUUUACACCUACAAUGCUUUCAGUAGGUGAUGCAAGUAAAGACUUUCAGUGGGAAAUGAGAGAGAUUGAGAAGGAAAAGGAGACAGGAACGAGUGUCUCGCCCUACGCGUCGGCGUUCGAGGACGACGUGAAGCCGCAAUUCAAUCGGCAACAGUUGUUUAAGAACGUUCAAAAAUGGUUUGGGCUGGAUGAGUUUUUGUUACUAAACAAGUCGUCUUCAUAUGGGACGGAAAAGCAGCAGCAGGAGGAUGCGAGAGAAACUAGUGUUAAGAAUGAUGGAGACGAUGAUGGAAGGGUAUUAAGGAACUCAAUGGAAAGAAAGCCAUUCCAGAGUGAAAGAGAGGAGGACGUUUGCAACGAACAAGAUGAAAGCGUCAUGGCCGAUAUUUCAGUUAAUCAGAACGAAACAGGGAUGCUGCUGUCGGCGCUGAACAUGGCGCUGAACAACUGUAAUUGCACAAUUCCCGCGUUUGUACCAAUGUUUGAGCCGUCUCGUGGCACGUGGAUUGGAGUAGCAGUUCCUGGAGCCACAGGCAACAUAUCGAUGUCGUUUGAAACAGAAUCUAUUUCUGAACUGAACUUCAAUCAAAGCUGCAUCAGCGGUCUGCUUGACUUUUUCAAAAUCAAGUUGCAGUUGUCGCCGCACGUGGAAGAAAAGUGUCGUAUUGAGACAGAUAAGUCGGAGGACCUUGCAAUUAGUAUGACGGUAUCAGCAUCGUUUGCCUUUUCAUGGAAUCGAGCGAGUGAUCCACGUGAGGUGGUGAUACCGGAGAAUCCGUUGGCAUGGAGAUCAGUGGAAUCCCAGCAGUUGACUGAGACUGAUAGCCAAAUUCACCGAAUCAGAAAUAAGCUCUUUGGCAAAAACCACCCUAUUCCAUUGCUGGGUAGCUCCACUUCUCCUUUGGAUGGAAUUGAUCUUACAGUUAGCUGGCCACAGCUGCGUGAAGGUAUGUACGUAGACAACGCGGUGCACUCAACACUGGAUCCUUGUUUAGCACCUUUGUGGAUGUUGACCGUGCGUUUCCAAGACCUGACGUCUGAAAACCAGAGAAAACCGCGAUUGCCGCUCUGCAAGCGAAUCGCAAACCUUGUGCAAGUUUAUUCCAACUCCAGAGAGUUGCACAAGGACAUUAUGGUAUCCGAGUUGUCGCCUCCAAUGCCAGUUAUAUUUUCACCAUCUAAGGCACUAAAUACACCAAGUGCCGGUCGAUGCGGUGAGGCUGCUCAAACACAGCUUUCGUCAACUAUUCCGGAGUCCAUCCCUGCCGCCCGCGCAGCUGUUGUGCUUAGCAAUGCCAUUUCAAGCUUUGUAUCUGCUGCCUCGUGGAAAGGCUCCGACGUAGAGGAAAUUCGGCGGAUUGUGUUAGAGUUGUUCAAUGAUGGCGAAAACGAACAAGAUAAAGAUGGUGGUGAAAAUGAAGAAUACAGUCGCAGGCUUAAUGACAAUGUAGAAGAUGUAGCGAAGGAACAGCAAGACCUCCUUACUCGCUUAGGCGUGAGUGUGGAGUCCGAGAAAUUACGGCAACAAAUCCAGAGCACGACAUUGAUUUCGGAUAUGCAGGCUUUCAAAGCUGCCAAUCCACGUUGCUGCCUUGCAGACUUUAUCCGUUGGUAUUCGCCAAAAGACUGGAUUCCCUUUAAGACUUCAAUUGACCCAUCGGCGUCUGGGUUGCCAGUCGAAGGACGGGGAGUGUGGUGGUUUGAACGACAUGGUAUGCUAUCGGAGCGUAUGCGUUUUGGACCAGGUCACGAGCAUAUAUGGCAACGAAUGUGGGAAACAAGUGACCCGGUGCCAGCAAGUCGCCAGAAACGGUCGUUUGACCCAGUGCAAGAGUCAGAGAAAGUUUUUCACUACAUGGAGACACUAUCACCUCACGAACUUUUUCACCAAAUGCUUGCAGGCGCGAUUUCGAGUAGUUUGUUUGCUCUAGAGACCGCAUUGCCCGUGCAGGUGUCGUCUCAGACCUUACCAGUGGUUUAUCGCGCGCUAAAAAGUCUUCGUUCUUGUGGAACUCGCGCUAUUGCAUUGCUGGAUGAAGCUUUAGCAGAGUCACAAGUGGCCUUUCCUGCUGCUGGCAGGAGCAAGCAACAGCUCAAUAAUGAUCACGAACAGUCGAUAGCAGCAGCCCGUCAAGGUCAGCAGCUCCAAGUUGCAUUUGAAAUGGCGUUGGAUGCGUGUUGGAAACUUGUGCGCUCACUUGAAGCAGUAGAAGCGUUGGUGACGAAGGCAAUGGCUUUACUGCACUAUUUUCUGGCCUCAAACGAGGAACAGAGGACAUUUUCCCUUGUGAAUCUCCUCCUGCUGCCGUCACUUUCACGCCGGCAACAAGCAGAAAUGUCCGAUUUGUUAAAGAAUGAUGACUUGCGACAGCUAGUGGCUGCGAUUGUGUUGUCUAACCCACCACUUGCUGAGAGUGGACCCAUGACUGUACCUGUUCAGCGUGAGUAUGUGUUGCGGUGCAUUUGCCCUCGUCCAUUUCUUCGAAAUUACCACUUCGACGAUUUAUCGGUCGGCGAGGAUAAUAUAGAAGCAUCGGACGUGCAGUUGGAGGAAAAGUUGGAAGAAAGCCCAUUAGUGGUCUGCCGUAUGUAUGCAGGUUUCAAGAAGAGCACAGUACGCUUUGCUUUGGUUAUGGCUGAAUCCGAGUUUUAG
Messenger RNA from Peronospora belbahrii, 3030 nucleotides. The record is from the annotation of a GenBank genome assembly. NCBI's taxonomy places the organism in Eukaryota, Oomycota, Peronosporomycetes, Peronosporales, Peronosporaceae.